AGAAAAUGUUGGCCUUCCUCAUUUGCAUUGUGGCAGUGCAUCGAGUGCACUCGGUCUGCGUCGUGGUGAACCUUUGCCCAGAAAACGCAACGGUCCAGGCCGAGAUCGUGGACGCGCACAAUGCCUUCAGGAGAGCGGUUCAGCCGACGGCCUCUGACAUGCUCAUCAUGACCUAUAGUGAGGAGGUAGCAGUCAGCGCUCAGGCCUGGGUGGACCAGUGUGUUCUGGCUCAUGGGCCACCCAGCACCCACAUGCUCAAUGGGUAUGUGUUAGGCUCCAACCUGUUCUAUUCAUCCACACCUAAAUCAUGGACUACUGUCAUCAGUGCCUGGCAUAGUGAGGUGGAUCACUACAUUUAUCCCACCGGAUCCACUAAUGGGAACACUGUUGGCCACUAUACACAGGUCAUUUGGAACAGCUCAUACAAAGUUGGCUGUGGAUUUGCGCUGUGCCCUAACAACAUCUAUUUCUAUGGCUGCAAUUAUUACCGAGCAGGAAACUUCAAGACAUGGCGGCCUUACACUGCUGGACCCUCGUGUGGCUCCUGUCCCAACAGCUGUGUGGACAAACUCUGCAACAACCCCUGUCCUUAUAUAGACCAUUUCAUCAACUGCCCAACCUUGAAAAACACAACAGGAUGCAGCAACAGCCUGGUGAGAGCCUGGUGCCCCGCUUCAUGCACGUGCACCGAUGAGAUCAUCCCAAUAGGCUAA
This is a messenger RNA of Archocentrus centrarchus (flier cichlid), 713 nucleotides long. RefSeq names its product cysteine-rich venom protein. The record is from RefSeq and is a predicted model, not a curated record. Bases 6 to 713 code for a protein of 235 amino acids. The transcript has 7 exons. Gene Ontology annotation, cellular component: extracellular region. NCBI's taxonomy places the organism in Eukaryota, Metazoa, Chordata, Actinopteri, Cichliformes, Cichlidae.